This is a messenger RNA of Pecten maximus, 1061 nucleotides long. RefSeq names its product mitochondrial import receptor subunit TOM20 homolog. Gene Ontology annotation, cellular component: mitochondrial outer membrane translocase complex; mitochondrial outer membrane. Gene Ontology annotation, molecular function: transmembrane protein transporter activity. The coding region runs from base 62 to 547 and encodes 161 amino acids. Lineage: Eukaryota; Metazoa; Mollusca; Bivalvia; Pectinida; Pectinidae. Gene Ontology annotation, biological process: tRNA import into mitochondrion; protein import into mitochondrial matrix; protein targeting. The record is from RefSeq and is a predicted model, not a curated record. The transcript has 5 exons.
AACAAGCGUGUGAGCGACCUGGAGUGGUUCAAGCGCAUGAGGACGUAAUUUUGGAGGAAGCAUGUCGGUGUCUGCUCUAAUCCCGAGGUCGGCUUUUGGUUUCGCCGCUGCAGGAGCUGGACUAUGUUUCCUGGGUUACUGCGCAUAUUUUGACUACAAAAGAAGGAGUGACCCAAACUUUAAAGAAAAAUUACGAGAAAGGCGAAGGACAGUAAAACUGUCAAACAGUAAAAAGACAGGAAAGGCCCCGUCGAUCAACAGCGGCAGCUAUGAAGAUCUUCAGAAGUUUUUCCUCCAGGAAGUCCAAAUGGGUGAAGAGCUUUUGGCAUCAGGAGAUAUUGAGGGAGGAGUUGAACACUUGAGCAGCGCUGUGGCCGUGUGUGGACAACCACAACAACUUCUACAAGUGUUACAAUCCACGCUGCCUCCUCAGGUGUUCCAGAUGCUUGUACAGAAACUUCCCGUCGCUGGCCAGCGAGUGUCCAUGUCGUCGGCUCCGAUGGGAAUGGGAAUGCCUGAUAUGACCAUUGCUGAGGAUGUGGAAUAAAGAUUAGGGGGUAGGGGUGAGAGGGUUGGGAUGUCGUCUGUUGUCAUGGGAUACCAAGACAUAUACAUUUACAUUCAUCAGUAGACAGAAACUGUUAGGAACAUUAACAGGGAUCAUUCCCAGUCUUCUCAAAUUAGACAAUGUCAUAUGGUCAUUUUAUUACACGGGACUGCAGACUUUGUCACGGCCCUUUUAUGAGGACCUAUCACUUAUAAUAGGGCUGCUACUAAAGGCCACUUCCAGCAUAACAGACUUGUACCAAUAACAAACCUGGGCAUGUUGUUGCUGAAACACAGCAAGUUUGACAUUUAGUGAGAUUCAUUCCUAGUUUUGUUGUACAUCAAACUCAUCGACUUUGGAUGCUCAACAGUUUGUCCUAGUUUGACAUUGAAAUUGUUUUGUUCAUUUGUGAGAGAAAUGCACAACACAAACAAAUGUAUUCAUACAUUUGGUGGUGACCAAAAGGUGGCAUUUUAUGUUUGAAUAAAAAUGUGAUAUUUUUGAAAAUUGUGAA